Molecule: messenger RNA, 3672 nt
Organism: Xenopus laevis (African clawed frog)
Lineage: Eukaryota; Metazoa; Chordata; Amphibia; Anura; Pipidae
Gene: kif11.L
Product: kinesin family member 11 L homeolog
Biological process (GO): mitotic spindle assembly; spindle elongation; microtubule-based movement
Cellular component (GO): mitotic spindle; spindle pole; nucleus
Molecular function (GO): microtubule motor activity; plus-end-directed microtubule motor activity; cytoskeletal motor activity
Source: RefSeq, marked provisional
CAAGCGCGAUUUUCAAAUGUGUCAGCUGCGAGGAGGCGCUGUGGUUCCGGAGGGUCUUUAACGCUUUGCUGUAGGAGCGGUGAUCUCAGCGCACGGGUUAUACAUCCACUGUCUGCCCGGGGAGGGAAAUCGUGACUGCCGACUGGAGGUCACUAUGUCUUCCCAGAAUUCUUUCAUGUCUAGCAAGAAGGACGACAAAGGCAAAAACAUCCAGGUUGUGGUCAGAUGCCGGCCCUUCAAUCAGUUGGAACGCAAGGCGAGCUCUCACUCUGUGUUGGAAUGCGAGUCUCAGAGGAAAGAAGUCUGUGUUCGAACUGGAGGAAUAAAUGACAAACUGGGGAAGAAAACCUAUACGUUUGACAUGGUGUUUGGCCCCGCAGCCAAGCAGAUCGAUGUGUACAGAAGUGUUGUGUGCCCCAUCUUGGAUGAAGUUAUUAUGGGCUAUAACUGUACAAUCUUUGCGUAUGGGCAAACUGGCACAGGAAAGACUUUUACUAUGGAGGGGGAAAGAUCAUCAGAUGAAGAGUUUACCUGGGAGCAGGACCCACUGGCAGGAAUUAUUCCUCGAACACUGCAUCAGAUAUUUGAGAAGCUCUCUGAGAAUGGCACAGAGUUUUCGGUGAAAGUCUCACUCCUGGAAAUCUACAAUGAAGAACUCUUUGAUCUCUUAAGCCCAUCUCCUGAUGUUGGGGAAAGGCUACAAAUGUUUGACGAUCCUCGCAACAAAAGAGGAGUCAUUAUCAAAGGGCUGGAGGAGAUAUCUGUGCAUAACAAAGAUGAGGUGUACCAAAUAUUGGAGAGAGGCGCAGCUAAGCGAAAAACUGCUUCUACUCUGAUGAAUGCAUACUCCAGCCGAUCCCAUUCCGUGUUCUCAGUCACCAUUCACAUGAAAGAAACUACAAUUGAUGGAGAAGAGCUUGUGAAGAUUGGAAAGCUAAACUUGGUGGAUCUGGCGGGAAGUGAAAAUAUUGGCCGUUCUGGGGCCGUGGACAAAAGAGCGCGGGAGGCUGGAAAUAUCAACCAGUCCCUGCUGACCUUGGGCAGGGUAAUCACCGCUCUGGUGGAGAGAGCUCCUCAUAUUCCAUACAGAGAAUCCAAGCUCACAAGGAUCCUGCAAGAUUCUCUUGGAGGGAGGACAAAAACAUCUAUCAUAGCCACUGUGUCUCCUGCCUCCAUCAAUCUGGAGGAAACUAUGAGCACUUUGGAGUAUGCCAGCAGAGCAAAGAAUAUAAUGAAUAAGCCUGAAGUUAACCAGAAACUUACAAAGAAGGCACUCAUCAAGGAGUACACAGAAGAGAUUGAGCGACUCAAGAGGGAACUUGCUACAGCCAGAGAGAAGAACGGAGUCUAUUUAUCCAACGAGAACUAUGAGCAAUUACAGGGAAAAGUUCUGUCUCAAGAGGAGGUGAUUACGGAGUACUCUGAGAAAAUCGCUGCCAUGGAGGAGGAGAUCAAAAGAAUUGGUGAGCUUUUUGCGGAAAAUAAAAAGGAGCUGGAGGAGUGCACGACUAUCCUUCAGUGUAAGGAGAAGGAGCUGGAGGCAACACAGAAUAACCUGCAAGAAUCAAAGGAACAGUUGGCUCAGGAAGCAUUUGUGGUGUCCGCCAUGGAGACCACCGAAAAGAAGCUACAUGGCACUGCAAACAAGUUAUUGAGCACAGUGAGAGAGACGACAAGAGAUGUGUCUGGUCUCCAUGAGAAACUGGACAGAAAAAGGGCCGUGGAACAACACAACUCUCAGGUUCAUGAGAACUUUGCCGAACAAAUAAAUAGACGCUUCAGUGUGAUUCAGCAAACUGUAGAUGAGUACAGCGUGAAGCAGCAAGGGAUGCUGGAUUUCUAUACAAACUCCAUCGACGACCUACUUGGCGCCAGUUCCUCUGCUCUGAGUGCAACUGCCACCGCCGUUGCCAAGUCCUUUGCCUCCGUGCAGGAAACCGUAUCAAAGCAAGUGUCGCACAGUGUGGAGGAGAUCCUGAGACAAGAAACGCUGUCUUCCCAAGCUAAAGAUGAUCUGCAGAAGCUUAUGAUUGCACAACGCACAGGACUGGAGCAAGCACUUAGGACGGAUUUGCUUCCAGUUGUGACUGCCGUUUUGGACCUAAAUUCUCAUUUGAGUCAUUGCUUGCAGAGCUUCCUCGGUGUGGCCGACAAGAUUGAUUCUCAUAAAGAAGAUAUGAAUUCGUUCUUCACCGAACAUUCUAGGUCGUUGCACAAACUCCGCCUGGAUUCUAGUUCUGCCUUGUCCAGUAUUCAGUCAGAAUAUGAAAGCUUAAAAGAGGAGAUUGCGACGGCUCAGUCCACGCAUUCAGAGGGGGUGAAUAAUCUCAUCAGUUCACUGCAGAACCAACUGAACUUGCUUGCCAUGGAGACUCGGCAACAGUUUUCUGGAUUUCUGUCCAAAGGAGGGAAGCUGCAGGAGUCUGUGGGGUGUCUGCAACAAGAUCUGGAUUUGGUUUCUUCGGAUGCCAUAGAAUGCAUCUCCUCCCAUCACAGUAAAUUCACUGAGCAGUCUCAGGCGGUGGCAGUGGAGAUCAGACAGCUGGCAGGCUCUAAUAUGAGCACCUUGGAGGAGUCCAGCAAACAGUGUGAGAAGCUCACCAACAGUAUCAAUACCAUCUGUCAGGAAAGCCAGCACUGGUGUGAAAGUGCCAGCCAGAAGAUGGACUCUCUCUUAGAGGAGCAAGUGUGUUACCUGCAUUCUAGCAAAAAGCAAAUCCAGACCUUGCACAAGGAUGUAGAAGACGGCUGUGGAUCAUCAGUGGUAGAAAUAAGCGACCGCGUGAACGUGCAGCGCCAGGCUCAGGAGAAGGCACUAACCAGCUUGGUGGAACAAGUCAAGGAUGACAAGGAGAUGCUUGGAGAACAGCGAUUGGAACUCAACGAACAAGUACAGAUCAGCCUGAACAAAGUACAUGUAUACCUCAAGGAGGAGCUCCGGAAUGAUGUCCCAACAGGUACAACGCCCCAGAGAAGGGAUUACGUGUACCCAUCAUUGCUCAUAAGAACAAAACCCAGGGAUGUGUUGCUGGAGCAGUUUAAGCAACAGCAGCAAGAAUAUCUGGAAUCUAUUUGCAGCGUGAUCUCUGAAGCUGUGGAACCUCCUGUCGAGCAGGAUUCUCUAGAAGAUGAGCCACCAGUUGCAGUUAAUGACAGUGUCAUCAGUGAGAAAUCCUGCAUAGAUCUCAGUAUGACUUGUCAGGAGAAAGGAGGCGUUCCAUUCUUCCAGCAAAAGAAAGCACUUCGGAAGGAAAAAGAAAACAGGGCAAAUGCAACACUUUUGGAGAGAUCUAAAAUCAUGGACGAGGUGGAACAAUCCCUUCCGAAAUCUAAACUUCCACUGCGAAUGCAGAACUGAAGCACUUGCUCAGCCUCUCUUUUUAACCCUAUGAGUGAAUGUACAACUUUCUUUCUGUCCUGAACUUUUAUACAUUUUUUUUUAACUGUCAUGUGUAUGUAUCCAUGUCGGGUGUUGCGUAUGCGGAACUUUUACAUAUCUUGUAUAAAUAUAUAUAUAUGUGUGUGUGUGUCUAUUGUCCUUGUAUGUCAGAUAUUAAAAAUACUUUCUAAAGUGGAACUUCUGAGGCUUAUAAGUUAGAUUUAUGAAAACAUGUAUUUGUUAAUUUUAUUGAUGAAUAAAUAUUACUUUUAUUCUGUUUUAUGAUUCAAAAA